Eremothecium sinecaudum is the source of this 3666-nucleotide messenger RNA. It is a transcript of the gene MSN5, whose product is annotated as karyopherin MSN5. Lineage: Eukaryota; Fungi; Ascomycota; Saccharomycetes; Saccharomycetales; Saccharomycetaceae. Gene Ontology annotation, cellular component: RNA nuclear export complex; cytoplasm; nucleus. Gene Ontology annotation, biological process: protein export from nucleus; RNA export from nucleus. The transcript has a single exon. The coding region runs from base 1 to 3666 and encodes 1221 amino acids. The record is from RefSeq and is a predicted model, not a curated record. Gene Ontology annotation, molecular function: nuclear export signal receptor activity; RNA binding; small GTPase binding.
AUGGAUUCUACUGGCACAGCGCAGAUCAUAAGCGCGUUGGAGGUUAUCUAUUCUUCUAAGUCAGAUAAUAACCAGAGGUUGGUGGCGCAGAAGUUUUUGGAUCAGGUAAAAAACCACGAAGAAUCGCCGUUCUGGGGAUAUGAUAUAGCAUUGAACAAUUCGGGCAAUCCGAUACUGAAGUAUUUUGGAUUGGGGUUGCUUGUGGGUGCAUUGCAGAGGCAUUGGAAGGGCUAUGACGCCGAGAAACAAACGGCGCUUAGAAAGUGGAUCAUAGACUUAAAUUACAGGGUUACUGGUGAUGACCCUCGUUACAUAAAGGAAAAACUUGCAUUCUUGUGGGUGGAAGUUGCGAAGCGCAUAUGGGGAGAGGCCUUGAAGGAAACGGCUGUAUCAGAUGAAUCUCUAGCCGAUUCGUGGGUUGACAUGGAUCGGAAUCUUGUGGAGUUGUGGCAUCUAAAUGAAGCUUCUCGGGAACUGGUCUUAAUUAUAUUCAGAGUUUUAUUCGAGGAUAGCUUUUUGUUGGAGGAUCUAACGGUGUUGAAGAGAAUAUCAAUUGUUCAGCCGCUUUGUAUAAUGAUUGUUUGCCCGAUGAAUUUAUUUAGCGAGCAUUACAAGCAUUCUGAGAAGUGGAGUCUUUUCAAGAGUAAUAAUGAAGGUUGGUUUGGAGUUUGGGUUAAUGAACUUCACCAAGCUCUUGAUAGUAACAACGAGCAAUAUAUUAUGAGACUGUUAGAAACAUUGAAGACUUGCUUGAACUGGCCGAUAAGUGAGAUAAUUAUGCGUUAUGAUAUAUUUGGUGCAUUGUUAAAAUGUUUACUAUCUAAGAUCCCUAAAGCGCAGGCAAUUGCUUUGGACUCGAUACAUAUUCUUUCCACCAGGCCGUAUCACUCUCAGUCACAAUAUGACUACUUUUUUAACAAAGUUUUCGAGAGCAUGGAUGUAUUGGACAAGGUCUAUGAUGAUCUUCAAUUCAACCCGGUUGAUGGUGUUGAUGAAGCCAAGUACCCAAUUAUAAAAAAAUUUGCCGAUAUGAUAACCUGUUUACAUAAGAGCAUUUUGAAAUUCGAUACUGACAAUAUAAACGCCAAAACUUAUCUCCGUCUAGUUCUAAAGACGACAUACAAUCCUAGUUUGAUAGUCAGUGGAAUUUCUCUCGAUUUGUGGUGUGCUUGCCUUCGAAAUGAUGAUUUCUUACCAUAUUUGGAGAAGUUGGUGCUCCCGGAUUUAUUAGAAUUUUCAGCCAAUGCCCUCAUACAUUAUGAGCAAAUAGAGGAUCAUAUUUCGAAAGUUUAUGCUGAUGUCGACUUCCAGUCGAUAGCUGAUUACAACAAUUUCUGUUCUACCUACAGAAAAAGAAUUAGGGACGUUAUAAGGCUAAUAUCAUGCGUGCAGAUGGACUAUGUAUACUGUUGGUUGUGUUCGAGACUGAAUAACUACUUCAGCUCAAGCUAUGGGCAGGAGGUGUUGGGCUCGACGUUCCUCAACCAUAAGGCAGAACCUUAUUGGAGCUCUUUAUCACAGUUAAUGAUUGUAGAGUGUUUCAUUAACGGUUGUAUACGUUGGAAAAUUUGGUAUACCAAUGAAGAGGAUUAUAAUGAGAAAUUGGAUACUAUUUUGGCUAAGAUUGAGACCCUGUCCAAUCAAUUGAUAUCAUUGAACUUGAAAGAUCCUCUAUUAUUGAAAAAGCAAAUACAAAACUUGGCAUUAUUCCUGACGAUCUUAAAGGAUAACGUAUUGUUCACACUGUUAGAGAAAAUUAUAACCAGUGCCACUAUGACUUAUCCGGAUAUAAAUAUAGAAGAGAAAAGUGAAAAGUCCGAUGCUGUUCGUGAGUUAAGGUACGCAUGUGGUAUUGAAUUGAAUAGGAUGGCUUUGUUAAUGCCUGACUCAUUAAAAAAUAUUUAUUCUGAUUUAGAAAAUGUGGUUGCCAAUAUCCUGCCAAAAUUAAAUUCUCAUGAAACCAUCUCUUUCAAGUCCUUUUUACUAAGUAUUGCCUUAUCAUCAUCGAUAAAUGAUAAGGACGAAAAGUUUUUUGCAAUUGUUGAUCCAGAACUAGCAGCCUGGUCCGACAAAAGCACUGUUGUUGGUUUAACUGAUUUACCAUGGUUUUUAGAGAGGCUUGGAAUUGUGAAAAUAGCUGAAUAUUUUCAGAAAAGGGGGAUCAAUGAGGACAGCGAUCUCCUAGCUAUUCAAAUCGAUGAAGAAGGCAAACAGUUAAAAGUUGAUUUAACCAAGCAUUGGCAAACACUUUUCCCUGUCCGUGCUACAAGAAUGUUUAUUCAUUAUUCGAUGCAGACAGUGAAAACGGAUGAAGAUUUUAAAAAGUUGCAGGAACUAUGGAAACCUAGGGUUGUGCCUAUAUUGCCAUAUAUUCUUCGGUUAUUAUAUCAGUUACAGUCAUAUCAUAAUCCAUCGAACUGGAAGGAUCUUCCGACUGUGGUACAAUCUUUUGUUAAGUAUUCUACAAUUGAACGUUUUUGGGAGGCAGGUGCCACCAACAAAUCGAAAGAUGAAUUUAUUGAUGAACACAUGAAGGCUUUACAAACGGUUCGAGACUUCGCUGAUUCUGUGGGGCACAUUGUCAGAUACACUAGGGAAUAUGUACUUCUUAUUUUAAGUGGUAUAUCCAGCCUCGGUAGUGUAUUCUAUGAGAUCGAAGACUUACCGAAUCUUUUAAUCAAUUCGGUCGCAAUAUAUGAGCCUGGAUCCAAUGAGAUUAGUCCUGGAGUUUCUACGCAUGGUUGGAAGCAUAUAAUUAAUGUUGCAAUUCGUCCUAUUUUAAAGGGCUGUCCAGCUGAAAAUGCUCCAACGUUUAUGUCUGCAUUCUUACCAAAAUUAUUUGACACAAUAUACAUUAUAUUAAGUCAAAAAUGGUCAGCACAUGCUAACAAUUCGAAUCUAGAAUCGGCACCAGUUGAUGACGACGAAAUGACCGAGGAGAUUUUGGAAGAGAAUUUAUUGCGUCAAUUGACUACUGUUGUAGUACGCUUAUUGAUAGACUGCGUUGGACAACUCGGCGUAACCGCCCAAACUUCGAAGCUCAAGUUAAAUUCACACCAAGUUAAAAUGAGGCGGAUUAUCUUUGGUGAUGUAAACACUAUGGCUUCGUUUUUGAAAUUACUGAACUAUUUGAUCUCAUGCAAGGAUAGCAAGUGUUCUUUCAAUGCUUUGUUAAUUAUAAAAAGUAGUUUAACAGAGACAUUACUAAAGAACGAAGAGAUCGAUAGGUUUUAUGUCACAGAAAUUCUGCCCAACUUUUUAUUGAACGUCUUAACGCAAAGUGCAUUCAAAGAUUCAUUCCAUGAAGCUAUGUACGUUUUCACUGUUGCAUUCUUAACUUUAUGCAAGGAACGUGAAAGCUGCAGAGAAUACUUCUACGAGUUAUCUCAUGGAUACGAUAUAGAAUCCCUAUACGAUAGCUUGAGAAGUGUUGAUAACUACAAAGAUCAAAAGGUCUUGAUGGUUGAUUUCAUUGAAUGGAUUAAAACCAUCAAUAAUGAUGCGAGCCAGGAUGUAGCAGAUGAUAGCAAGAAGCAGGAGAGGAGAGCAGCUGUUUUGGCAAAGGCAAAUGAAAGAUUGGUUAAGAAAAAUAAGUAUCAAGGGGAUAUGCUAGAUGAUCCAAACACAGAAGAUGGUGCGUUUGGUCAUCUAUUCGGCGACCAGUAG